This is a messenger RNA of Periconia digitata, 479 nucleotides long. The record is from the annotation of a GenBank genome assembly. Lineage: Eukaryota; Fungi; Ascomycota; Dothideomycetes; Pleosporales; Periconiaceae.
UAAUCCCGAGCUCACCAGCACACGCGCGUGUAGAUUCUCGACUUUGCGGCACGUCAAUUAAUUUUGAAUCGUCGAUUCCACACUCUGGCAUCUCGCAAACUUCGCAUACUCUCUACACAAUGGGCUGGUUUUCAUCGGACGACAGCACCACGGGUGUGAAGAAGACCUCCGGCGGCGCCUUCGAGAACCCGUCAAGAACGAACCGGGCGAAAUGUUACGAGGCGCGCGAUGCCUUCUUCGAGUGCCUCGACCGACAUAGCAUUCUCGACAGUAUCAAUUCCAAAGCCGGAAGGGAGGCGACAGCGAAAGCAUGUGGAGAUACCGAUAAGGUGUUUGAGAAGAACUGUGCACACAGCUGGGUUGAAUACUUCAAGAAACAACGAGUAGUGAACUACCAGAAGGAGUUGGCGAUAAAGAAGAUUGAGGCUAGCGGUGGAGAAAUAGUUGCGCCUCAACUGCCCAUUGGAAACCCGAAAUAG